Hydatigera taeniaeformis is the source of this 834-nucleotide messenger RNA. The record is from the annotation of a GenBank genome assembly. NCBI's taxonomy places the organism in Eukaryota, Metazoa, Platyhelminthes, Cestoda, Cyclophyllidea, Taeniidae.
AUGAUUCAAGACGACGAUGAGAAGAUGAUUGUCUUUCAUCGCAGUAAUCAACUGGAAACACAGUUUAGCAUUGUCGACACCGACUCCUUUGAGGCCUCAGGUGAGGAGCUGGUUGACCAUGAUGAAAAACGCGUCUUCUUCGAAGAGGUCCAGCCAGUUGCGUAUCCACUUCAAGCUGACAAAAAGCCCAGGAACCACAGUUGGGGCUACUGGGUGGGUGUGAUGAUUCUCGCAAUCGGACUGGUUGUCGUCCUGGCUGGUCUGGUGUGGGUUCGCAACAAGUCGAUUCGUCGACGUCGGUAUCGAGCAUCUCCGAGUUUUACACAAAACUUCAUUACCACCACUGUCGGCUACGUAGCAGCAAAUGAGCAUUGCAGGGACGGUGAGGAGGACGAAGAGGAAGACGAGGAGGAGGAAGAAGAGGAGGAGGAUGAUUAUACCAAAAGACGGGAUCGUGAUGAUACAGAGGAGGACAUCUGGGUGCCCGUGUUGAGACCCAAAUUCGCAUCCAGGAGGUUAGCUCGAGCUGAAAUUAAGCCAAAACAGAGAGUGCACUUCCAAAUGAGCCGAGUCCUUCCACCACCACCACCAACGCCCUCACCAAUCGACAGUUCCUCUUCCAGCGAUUCAGAGAAUGAGAGCACGUCGGGUUUUGAGUUGGUGAAACCGGCAAGAUCCUGCAUGAAAAGUGUUGGACUGGAUCAAAAGCUACUUAUCUCUGAUGGGGAGGACACAGCAGCUGGUGUGUCGAGCACCACCCAUUCCAUCGACUACAAGCAUCCACUGGAGUGGACAGCUCAUGACUACAGCAGUUGCAGCCACAUCAGUAAAUGA